AUGGCGCAAAACGACGACGUGGAAUUGCGAGGGGAGAAGGAGGAGCGUAUAAUCAACGAAGAAUACAAGAUCUGGAAGAAGAACACUCCUUUCCUCUACGAUCUCGUCAUCACACACGCCCUCGAAUGGCCUUCCCUCACCGUCGAAUGGCUCCCCGGACGCGAGGAGCUUCCCGGUCAAAAUCACUCCGUCCAGAAGAUGAUCCUCGGUACCCACACUUCCGACAACGAACCCAAUUACCUCAUGAUUGCUCAGGUUCAGCUUCCCGUUGACGACACCGAGAGCGAGGCGCGUCAAUACGACGACGAUCGCGACGAGUUUGGUGGGUUUGGUUGCUCCAUCGGAAAGGUGCAAGUUAUACAGCAGAUGAUUCAUGAAGGUGAGGUGAAUCGAGCUCGAUACAUGCCUCAGAAUCCUUUUAUGAUUGCUACGAAGACGGUUAGUUCGGAGGUGUAUUUAUUUGAUUACAGUAAGCACCCUUCGAAGCCACCGCUUGAUGGAGUUUGUAAUCCUGAUAUGAGGCUAAGGGGUCAUAGCUCUGAAGGGUAUGGGCUGGCUUGGAGUAAGUUUAAGGAAGGUCAUUUGCUUAGUGGAGCUGAUGACUCUCAGAUUUGUUUGUGGGAUAUUAGUGGUAAUCCUGUAAGCCAGACUCUUGACGCUCAGCGGAUCUUUAAGGCUCAUGAAGGCGUUGUGGAAGAUGUUGCAUGGCAUAUGAAAAAUGAACACCUGUUUGGAUCCGCUGGGGAUGAUCAAUACCUUCAUAUAUGGGAUCUGCGUUCUCAAUCUACUAGUAAAUCAGUACAAUCUGUGGAAGCUCACUCCAUGGAGGUUAACUGCUUAGCCUUCAAUCCAUUUAAUGAGUGGAUCGUGGCAACAGGGUCAACUGAUAAGACUGUCAAAUUAUUCGAUCUACGGAAGUUAACCAGCGCUAUUCACACAUUUGAUAGCCAUGAGGAAGAGGUUUUCCAAGUUGGCUGGAAUCCAAACAACGAGACUAUCUUAGCCUCAUGUUGCCUUGGUAGAAGGCUUAUGAUUUGGGAUGUUAGCAGGAUCAACGAGGAACAGACAGCAGAGGAUGCAGAGGACGGCCCACCGGAGCUGCUGUUUAUCCAUGGUGGUCACACUAGCAAAGUCACAGAUUUCUCGUGGAACCCUUGUGAAGAUUGGGUUAUUUCCAGUGUAGCUGAGGACAAUAUACUACAGAUAUGGCAAAUGGCUGAGAAUAUUUAUCAUGACGAGGAUGAUGGUCCAGGUACAGGGGGAGAACCAACAAAAGAUUCUUAGCUUACCGUUUGGUUCAUAUCUUAUGCUACAUUAUUCUUUUUAUACAUCUCUGCCCUUUUGAUCUGUUCAAGUAUUUAAUGUAAGUUGUGGAAACAAGAUCUAAUAAGAUGAGUUUAAU
This is a messenger RNA of Eruca vesicaria subsp. sativa (arugula), 1402 nucleotides long. Lineage: Eukaryota; Viridiplantae; Streptophyta; Magnoliopsida; Brassicales; Brassicaceae. The record is from the annotation of a GenBank genome assembly.